AUGUGUUCUUUCAUGUUUACCGCCCUCUCGGUACUUGGCUUGGUAGCCAGUGUACGCUCCGAGGCCCAGUUCUCAAACCCAGCGACGUGGGACGCCGGACGCCGAGGACCCUUCUCUUCUAACGUGCUCAUACACUUUCUUACAGAACGCUUAGAGAAUCUGACCGAGCGGUCCACAACAUGGAGGGUUGACUUUGGCAAUGGCCGCUUCGACACGGACAUUGGAGCAGAACAUGCCAGGUUCUGGUUCGCCCUUUACGGCCCCGAAGAUAUCAUAGACAGAUCCGCGAGUGGGUCAAAGAGCUUGGUCGACUCUGUUUCUUUCAACGUGACCGUCCCCAAUUAUAAACCAGCCUCCGCGACGGCGAAGACGGCGAAGACGACCACGACCACGACCAAAGAGACCGCCACUUCGCCCGCCCCGAUCGAGACCGAGAGUGAAUCUGAUGCCACCAGUAUAAGCACAACGGCGACUUCCAGUCCGACAGAGUCAGUUGGCGCGGAUGUUGCGGACAAGGAAGAAGACAAAGAGACGGGUCUUUCAGCUGGGGCUGCAGCUGGUAUUGGAGUCGGUGCAUCAGUCGGUGGAAUCGCAAUACUGGGUGCCAUUGGUUCUUCAUCUGGAGGCACUUGA
Molecule: messenger RNA, 633 nt
Organism: Fusarium vanettenii 77-13-4
Lineage: Eukaryota; Fungi; Ascomycota; Sordariomycetes; Hypocreales; Nectriaceae
Exons: 1
Coding region: 1-633 (210 amino acids)
Source: RefSeq, a predicted model, not a curated record